AAGGGAUGGUUGUAUUUUACUCUUCUAUUUCCCACGGACAAAUAUCGUUAUUCCAUUAAGUUUCAUACGGAGCAAUCGUAGCGUUGAUAGUUAAUUUGAAUGAAGAAAAAAAUCAGUGAAAUUAGUCAAUCAGUUCAAUAAAUCAUUUCCGAGCAAAUAAACAAAGGCAAUUGGCAUCAAGACUCGAAGCGAGCCAAGAUUUGAACAUAUUAAACUGAAGGUGGAAGUUGAAUGAUGUUGGCGCUCAUCGAAUUUGUGAAAAUGGGGCGACUGUAAAACGCAAUUCUAAUUUCAUUUUCCCCGGCCGUUGAACAUUAAAUAUUGAUCUUUAUUCUCCGGUUGUUGCUAUGAUGUUUGCAUUGAAAUGGCAAAUGUGUUACCUCAACAAUAUGCGGAUGCAGAUAAAGAAUGGAUGCCAGCGAUUCAAUUAAAGAGUUCUCAAUAAAUUAAACCUGUCUAACGCAAUAAAAGUGACAAGUAAAUGUGUACGAUAAAACUGAACAUAGUAUAAAUCCAUAUGACCACCCAACCAAUAAUCGGACAACUAGAUGAAAUGGCAGUUGCCGUAAUUGAAGUGGACUCUUAUGCCACUUUUGGUGCAUGUUUCGUGAUUUGAUAAUAAUUUUGUUUUUCGUCUUUUGUUUAACAUGGUGUCAAAAUGGUUACGAGCUUGAUGCUUAGCAAACAUGAAAAAGAACAAUAGUGGAAAAAAGUGUGCAUUUGUUCAUAAUUUCAUCGCCUUCAAAAGUAAAUAUAUAGUAAAUCAACAUAAGAUUCUUACCACAAUUAUGGGCUGCUCAUUUCAUAAUCUAUCUUAAACUCAGACUCAUUGUUGUGUUUUGUGGGAAUGUAUUCAACAAACACCAGCUAUGUAUAUAAAAUCUGGUUAAUGUAAUGUAAGACAUUCAAAUCGGUGCUGCUUGCUUAGAUGCAAUUAAUCGAUGUUUGUUCUGCGGUGUGGACUAAAAGCACGUCAUGCCAAACACGAAUAAUAUAAUGGUAUUAGUAAAAUUUGGGCUCCCUGGGGCUCGAUUAUUUGGUUGCAAUGUAUAACAUGCAUUAGAUUGACUCUCAAUGAAAAUAUUUUUUAAGUAAAUGUUGUGUGUCAUCGUCGUCAACAUCAUCGUCCAAACACUGUUGUUAACUCGAAGGAUAAUGGACACUUAGAGUUUUAGUAAAACUACUUUUCGCAAAAUUAGAUCGACCAAGUUGGUAUGACAUGAAAAAACUGUAUGUUCCAUAGAUAAAGAAAAAUACAAACAUAAAUUUGUUGUAAUGCAACAGACUUUCAUCCAACACAGAAUACAGAUUGGUCUUCAUGCUAACAUUGAACGCAAAUGCUCUAGCCGACCACACCUUUGAUACCCUAUGAACUUCUCACAAGUGAGCAGCUGAAAGGAUCUAUGAAAAGUCAUGACACGAAUAGAUAUUUAGAUACGUGUAACCUAUAGGAAAGUGAGAACAGUUCGACACCAGUUAUAUGUAUGAUUCAAUGUGAAAUUCAUUUAUUUGACCUAGACAAGAAUGACGCCGUAGACGUAAUAAUCUUUUAGAUGCAACAUAAAUAAAAUGGAAAAAUAAAUCUUCUCGCUCUUGGUGCGAUAAUUAAUUUUUCCAUUUCGUUAGAUAAAACAAAGAUAAAAAUUUGAAAGGCCUAACAAAGUUAGCAUUCAACAUCAUCAAAGAAAACAAAACUAAUAAAAGCAAAUCGUUUGAAAUGUGGAACGAUACGGAAAUAAUAGCGGAAUCGAGCAUAAGCAUAACAACUGCCACGACAUUGGCAAAUAAUAAUAAUUCAGACCAAGAUUUAUGUCCUAGCCCCGAAAAAAAUCGAUAUCCGUCAGUGAUUGGGAUCGAUUUGGCCGUACCACAAUGGCAAGCAGUUUUAAUCACAAUCACACUUUCAUUCAUCAUCAUUUUAACGAUAAUCGGAAAUGUGUUGGUGAUACUGAGCGUAUUUACGUAUAAACCAUUACGAAUUGUGCAGAAUUUUUUCAUUGUGUCACUGGCAGUGGCCGAUUUAACGGUGGCUAUAUUAGUACUUCCGUUUAAUGUGGCCAACAUGAUUGUCGGCCGUUGGAUAUUUGGAAUCCAUUUGUGUAAAAUGUGGCUGACAAGCGAUGUUCUAUGUUGUACCAGUUCGAUUUUGAAUCUAUGUGCAAUCGCAUUGGACCGAUACUGGGCAAUCACCGAUCCAAUAAAUUAUGCACAGAAACGAACUGUUGAACGCGUUUUGAUGUUGAUUGGUGGUGUUUGGAUUUUAUCAUUGGUGAUAAGUUCGCCACCGCUAAUUGGAUGGAAUGAUUGGCCUGAGGUAUUCGAUAGCACAAAACAUCCAUGUACAUUAAAUUCGAAUCCCGGCUAUCGAGUAUAUUCAGCAUUGGGCUCAUUUUUUAUACCGCUUAUAAUAAUGACAAUUGUUUACAUCGAAAUUUACAUAGCAACAAAGCGUCGUUUACGCGAACGAGCGCGGGCCUCACGUAUAAAUGCAAUGAAUUUAACUGCAGCAGUUGCAAGUGGCAAAGAACCAAUACCGACAACACAACAAGAUCAAGAAUCAAUUAGUAGCGAAACAAAUCACAACGAACAUCCGAAUGUAACAAAUCAAAAGGCACAUGCCAAACACAUGGAAAAACGACGAAAAAAACAGAAACACAACAAGGCCAACAAAGAUUCUAACAAACAAGAACAAAAACAUACCGAACAUUUACUAAAACCGAUCAUGAUAAAUGAUGAUUCGGCGACUGAUUUGCACGACCAUUCAACCGAAAGCAUGAAAAUCAAUGAAAACGAUGAUGGUGAUGCAAACACAACAACACCGAACAAAGAACGUCAUCAUGCAAACCGAGCCGAAACAAUGACCAAAAAAACAAACACCGUUUACCAAUUCAUUGAAGAGAAGCAAAAGAUUUCAUUGUCAAAGGAACGAAGGGCUGCCAGAACACUAGGCAUUAUUAUGGGUGUAUUCAUUUUGUGCUGGGUACCGUUUUUUAUUUUGUAUAUUGUUACACCGUUUUGCCCAAGUUGUUGCCCGUCAGACGAACUCAUUGAUCUGCUUACUUGGUUAGGUUAUAUGAACUCAGCAUUAAACCCAAUCAUAUACACUAUUUUCAAUUUAGAUUAUAGGCGCGCGUUUAAAAAGUUGUUAGGCAUGAAACAUUAAAAUUAUUUUGAAAUCAUCAUUUAUUUUCGGUGAAUUUUUUUCAAAUAGGAAUAUAUGCACACAUUUAAAUAUUGUUUAAAUUUUGGGUACAACGAUUUUCACCGGUGGUUGACCACAUCCAACAAAAUCUAUUUGUUUUCUUAUUUCGGUUGCAAAUUUUUACCACGAAUUUCAAUACGAUUUUUGUGUGUGCAUGGUAAAUUAAAAAAGAAAGAAAAUUGUUCUGUGAUUUGAUUUUAUAACGUACAUGUAUAAUUGAAUUAAAAAGUUGCCCUUAUUUUAUUGCAAAUAAUGAUACAGUAUGAAAUGUCAGAGAUUGGUUCUAAUUUGUACACAAAUCCAUAUGAAAUGUGUACCGUCAUUUCCCGAGUACACCGGCGGCGCUCUUUACAGAGCGUGUGCGCUCUUAUUGACGCUCUUCUGAAUAUCUUUUUAUUCAUCUUCUUUACAAUAUAAGCA
Molecule: messenger RNA, 3622 nt
Organism: Contarinia nasturtii (swede midge)
Lineage: Eukaryota; Metazoa; Arthropoda; Insecta; Diptera; Cecidomyiidae
Gene: Oct-TyrR
Product: octopamine receptor
Exons: 4
Coding region: 1718-3163 (481 amino acids)
Biological process (GO): adenylate cyclase-activating adrenergic receptor signaling pathway
Cellular component (GO): membrane
Molecular function (GO): octopamine receptor activity
Source: RefSeq, a predicted model, not a curated record